CCAAAUAGACGAUUUUAUAAAAAAAAAUUACAUCAAGGUACAGUGAAACAUUAUAUUCUCAACAGAUUUAAUAAAUUCAUUAAUGGCUAAAGGAAAAAAAAUAAUACAAGCUAAGUUAUUAUUAUAAUUCACAAGACGUAUCAUCCUUUGAAGUAGGUGAUUUUGUCCAUAAGAUGUGGGGUGUGUAGAAAUGAGGAAUAAAGAAUGGUCUCUGGUGUAGUAAGUUGGGACACUCAAUGUGAUAUUUGAAAAAAUAUCAGGUACAUCCAAGGUGUCAUCUGGAAGAGAGGUAAGAAAGCAACGAUCGACUUCGGUACGACACGAGGGCACUUUUGAGAUGUUGAAAGAGUUUCGGAUUAGGCUGAAGUCAUGCUGAGCCCAGUUGAGAGUGAGCCAUCCUUAGCAAACGCGAUAGAUAUAAAAGAAACUUAUUUUUUACUCUCUCGAUAUGUAGAUGAUCCUUAGCCAAGUAUGGGUGCCAGAUCAUCAUAUCGCACUCAAGGACGGAUCGGACCAGUGCAAAGAAGAGAGAGCGAUAGAUUUGUUGUUUGGGUGAGCUCAGAAAGUAGGGAAUAUAGAAGAUGUCAAAAUUCCGAUAUUGCAUGUAUGUAAUACAUAGACACAGGAAAUUUCUCCCAAUCCUUUGAAUAUAUUAGCAAACCACUAACCAGCGUGUUACAACUUAUAACUAUAAUACUGUGGGUAAUCACUUUUAUAUGCUAAUAUUUUUAAACUUAUCUCGUUAAAGAUAACCCAUAGUAUUUUGAAUCAAACUCGGGAGGCGCGUUUUCAUCUUGUCUCAUCAUUAACAGAUGGCGUUGCACUGAAGACCACGGCAGCUUGACUCGGAGACUGGUCAGUAACAGAAUCCGUUGUGACUCUCCAGUGGUACCAUCAAUUUGCAAUGUCAACAAAUAUAAUAUCGUCUCACUGAUGCUGCACGACGCACCCUGUAAGCAGUUGUUGUCCACGGAUGCUGCACGACGCACCUUGUAAGCAGUUGCUACUUGCUGUUCUACCGACAAGGUGGUAACGUAUCUUAGGGAUUUUUGCGUUUUUGUCGUUCCGACGAAAAAAUUUCUACCACUCGCCAAUAGUGUUUCUUACGGCAGCCGGUUGGUCCAUUUAAUCUCAUCGGCAUCACAGUGACUCUGACAACAUAUUUAAGAGCCUAUCCCGACAUUAGUAAGAACGUGAUUUGUUAAAAUGAACAACGCUCAUCUAGUAUCCUCAUUGCCGGACAAGUCGAAACGGUAUUCCUCCAGUUCAAACGUCAUGCGAGAACUGCUGUCGCACGGUAUGCAAUCUCACGAACAGCACGAUUUUCAACUGAAACUGUGGGAUGGAGUGAUGGAAGCCAUUUCAAUUUCCAAACAACUUUCAUUCUUGUACGUCUGUUCCUACAACAACCAGCAAUCCGAUUCCGAUGAACUGUUCAGGGCUUUUGACAAAUCAAAGAAGAAGGUCCAUCUCUUUUUAGAAAAAUUUCUAAAUUCUUUUAUCUCAAACGAAUAUGACGAUGAUCAAAAUAAGUCAUCAAAUAUUGAAACACAUGACCAAACACAAGUAUCUCAAGAAAAAAUUGCUCAUUAUGAAUGGAAUUCGAGGUCAUCUGAUAGACCGUUGACAGCUGAGUCGAAAAAAUGCGUUCCAAAAAAACCACGAUCUCCGUCAAGAUCUCGUUCUCGAGAAUUUAUGGAACCGUCUGAAAACAAACUACGACCAAACACUAGAAUAAGGUAUCCACUUGAAACAGAAUUUCGGUCAAAAUCUAGAAAGUUCAUCAGAUCUCCGUCUAAUUCUCGUAUUACAACAAAAUCUAGAAAUGUUAACUGGCCUUCUCCUAAUUCGCUUAUUCCGAUACAGUGCGAAGUAAGAAAUAGGUCGCGAUCUAAAUCUCAAGAUCGACAUGAACUUGAUACUAAAAGUAUGCAUACGCCUGUAAAAAAAUAUCGGUCACUGUCCGGACAUUUAAAUAGGUCUCCGUCUAAUGAUCGUAUUCAAAUACAACAAGGAAGAAGAAAUAGAUCGCGGUCUAGAUCAUACAAUGGACAACAAUUUGAUUCUAAAAGUACAAAAUCAACUAAAAAAAGACAGCCAAGAAUUAGAGAAAGGUUUCAAUAUAGAUCAUCAGAUCAGAGAAAACAUGCAACAAAAAAUCAGUCUUUAUCUAAAUCAAAACAAUAUUCUUCAUCUAGUUCCUCGAAAAAAAUUGAAAGACCACAAAAUAAAUCGCAGGGUUCAUUACAAAAAUCAAAAAAAUCAAAAUCUUCACCGCUCACAGAGCAGUUUGCAUCUUCAUCGGGUACUUCACAACUUAAUGAGGAACCUCCAACACAGGACAUCGAUUCGAAUGCAAUGAUGAUACCUCCCCAAAAUGCUUAUCCAGUACCAAGGCCAUUUUACCAAAACCCACACAAUGCUCCAGCGAUGUUCUAUCCAUCACAACCAUGUGUGCCGCGCUUAAUGGCACCCCCAUAUUAUAUGCCAUCACGACCUCGUUUAGCAUAUCCAUCAACAUAUCCAAGAGUAUUCUAUAGACCACAUUGGCAGCCUGAGACUCAAAAUGUUGAUACACAAUGAAGAAGCCUAGAGAAACUCCAUACCCA
Messenger RNA from Myzus persicae (green peach aphid), 2609 nucleotides. RefSeq lists its product as uncharacterized. Bases 1207 to 2583 code for a protein of 458 amino acids. The record is from RefSeq and is a predicted model, not a curated record. Lineage: Eukaryota; Metazoa; Arthropoda; Insecta; Hemiptera; Aphididae. The transcript has 6 exons.